Messenger RNA from Aspergillus fischeri NRRL 181, 1371 nucleotides. Its product is annotated as stearoyl-CoA 9-desaturase sdeA. Gene Ontology annotation, cellular component: endoplasmic reticulum membrane. The record is from RefSeq and is a predicted model, not a curated record. NCBI's taxonomy places the organism in Eukaryota, Fungi, Ascomycota, Eurotiomycetes, Eurotiales, Aspergillaceae. Gene Ontology annotation, biological process: unsaturated fatty acid biosynthetic process. Gene Ontology annotation, molecular function: stearoyl-CoA 9-desaturase activity; heme binding; iron ion binding. The coding region runs from base 1 to 1371 and encodes 456 amino acids. The transcript has 2 exons.
AUGUCUGCGAAGCCUGCAGAUGCUUCUCGCCCUCGGGCUGGUGACCCCAAGAAGGUCCAUAUCGCCGACACGGCCAUCACUCGUCAGAACUGGUACAAGCAUGUCAACUGGCUGAACGUCUUCCUCAUCAUCGGUAUCCCCUUGUACGGGUGCAUCCAGGCUUUCUGGGUGCCUCUGCAGCUCAAGACCGCCAUCUGGGCCGUUGUCUACUACUUCUUCACCGGUCUCGGUAUCACAGCAGGAUACCAUCGUCUUUGGGCUCACUGCUCCUACUCUGCUCGUCUGCCUCUGCGUAUCUGGCUCGCAGCCGUUGGCGGUGGUGCAGUGGAAGGGUCCAUCCGCUGGUGGGCUCGUGACCACCGCGCUCACCACCGUUAUACCGACACUGACAAGGAUCCCUACUCUGUUCGCAAGGGUCUCCUUUACUCGCACCUCGGCUGGAUGGUUAUGAAGCAGAAUCCCAAGCGUAUCGGCCGUACCGACAUCACCGAUUUGAACGAAGAUCCCGUCGUCGUGUGGCAACACCGCAACUACCUGAAGGUCGUCCUGAUGAUGGGGCUCGUCGUGCCCAUGCUCGUGGCCGGUCUCGGCUGGGGUGACUGGUUUGGCGGCUUCAUCUAUGCCGGUAUUCUGCGUAUCUUCUUCGUUCAGCAAGCCACUUUCUGCGUCAACUCUCUGGCCCACUGGCUCGGCGACCAGCCCUUCGACGACCGCAACUCCCCCAGAGAUCACGUUAUCACUGCUCUGGUCACUCUUGGCGAGGGUUACCAUAACUUCCACCACGAAUUCCCCUCGGAUUACCGCAACGCCAUUGAGUGGCACCAGUAUGAUCCCACCAAGUGGACCAUCUGGAUCUGGAAGCAGCUUGGUCUAGCCUAUGAUCUGAAGCAGUUCCGUGCCAAUGAAAUUGAAAAGGGUCGUAUUCAGCAGCUCCAGAAGAAGAUCGACCAGAAGCGUGCCAAGUUGGAUUGGGGUAUCCCACUCGAUCAGCUUCCCGUCAUGGAGUGGGAUGACUAUGUUGAACAGGCCAAGAACGGCCGCGGACUGAUUGCUAUUGCUGGUGUUGUCCACGAUGUGACCGAUUUCAUCAAGGACCACCCUGGUGGCAAGGCUAUGAUCAACUCCGGCAUUGGCAAGGAUGCUACUGCCAUGUUCAAUGGUGGUGUUUACUACCACUCAAAUGCUGCUCACAACCUGCUGUCUACCAUGCGUGUCGGCGUUAUCCGCGGCGGCUGUGAAGUUGAGAUCUGGAAGCGUGCUCAGAAGGAGAGCAGCGAAUAUGUCCGCGAUGAGUCCGGUCAGCGCAUUAUCCGCGCUGGUCAGCAGGUCACCAAGAUCCCCGAGCCCAUUCCCACCGCUGACGCGGCAUGA